Molecule: messenger RNA, 281 nt
Organism: Entrophospora sp. SA101
Lineage: Eukaryota; Fungi; Glomeromycota; Glomeromycetes; Entrophosporales; Entrophosporaceae
Source: the annotation of a GenBank genome assembly
GUAGACAAUUACCCAAACCAAUUAAUAACCGUCCUGGAAAUUAUAAGAAAAGACCCGAAUCAUUAACAUCUCAAAUCUGGAAUGUUGUAAAAAAUGAUAACACCCCCAAUGAUAAGAAAUUUUUAGGUCUAACUUUACACGAAGUGAAAAAUCCUCAAACUCGAAAUCAAUUCAAUCUCUGGAUUGCUGAGAUUAUUGCAAUGCAUAGGAGAGAUAACCCUGAUAUGCUUUGCUUUUUUCUUAAUAGAAAUUAUGAAGAAUAUUAUAUUCCGUAUGAUUAG